Molecule: messenger RNA, 1359 nt
Organism: Desarmillaria tabescens
Lineage: Eukaryota; Fungi; Basidiomycota; Agaricomycetes; Agaricales; Physalacriaceae
Product: zf-DHHC-domain-containing protein
Exons: 8
Coding region: 1-1359 (452 amino acids)
Biological process (GO): protein targeting to membrane; peptidyl-L-cysteine S-palmitoylation
Cellular component (GO): endoplasmic reticulum; Golgi apparatus
Molecular function (GO): protein-cysteine S-palmitoyltransferase activity
Source: RefSeq, a predicted model, not a curated record
AUGUCUCCCUCCAUUUGCCGUGUCGUUGAGGAUGCAAAAUACCAGACCAGGGAGAUACGGGCAGCAAGGCGGGCCAAGAAACAGCCAUGGAUUGUCCUCAAGCUCAUGGUCUUCAUCACCGCCGGUAUCAUGAUAUAUGCUGCCUACGUUUACAUUGGGAGGUUCUGCGUUCCGGGUAUACGGCGGGAGCACGCGUUCGUCAGUAGAGGGGCCUCCAUCGCGAUGCUGGUGGUAUUCUGCCCGUUGUACCUCUGGAUGCUAUGGGCGUACGUCAUGGUUGUCAUUGUGUCUCCAGGAUAUGCUCGUGAUCAUGUUCCAAGGUCGCCGGACCCACCACCCUUGACGCAGUCACCCUAUAUACCACCCGUACCGCCUUCGUUCAUUGGACCUGAUGCCGACGUUGAAUCUGGCGCGAUGGGUAAUCCAGCUAGGGCAGGAAACGAUAGCAUUGCAGGCCCGUCUUACGAAGAAAUGCACGAUUCAAGACCUGUUUACGACAGUGAUGAAACUGACGAAGGUGUAACACAUAAUAACCACGUUUCGCAUCCACCACCUGUCCAGGCGUCUACAUCGCUACCUCCACGGAGCGAUGGCAACUGGACAGAAGACAAAGAACUCGACUUUCGGAUACGAAUGUCUAUGAUGCAUAUUGAACGACGACCACCUACGAAUCCAGUCCUCUUACCCGCGUAUCGCUAUUGCACUAGGGACGAAUUGGUCAAGCCACAUCGGGCGCACCACUGCAGCGCUUGUGGCACUUGCGUGCUUAAGUACGAUCACCAUUGCCCUUGGAUUGGUCAAUGUGUCGGCGCGCGAAACCACAAGUUCUUCAUCAACUUCAAUCAAGCCACUGCCAUAUUCACCGCAUAUACCUUUGCCACUUUACUGACGUAUAAUAUACGAUCCGCUACUGCCACAGGCGGCGACUUGGACGUUCAGCAAGUAGUUAUCAUUGCACUGAGCGCUCUUUUCUUCAUAUUUACUACAACGCUAUUUAUCUCCCAUGUCCGGCUUCUGUAUCUUUCACAGACUACGGUCGAAGCUAUGUAUGACCGAAGCAUGAAAGAACGCGAAGGGCAUAUGCUCAAUGAUGCCUUUGGUCUCUGCGGGUUCACCCAAAAAAUUCGUCUGCACCGUUCGUGGGAUGUAGAGUGGGGACGGAUAGGAAAAGAGGGUAACUUAUGGUGGUUAGGCUCUGGGAGAAAAGGCUGGGAAGACGUGAUGGGGGAUUGGUGGGUAGGAUGGAUAUUCCCUGUUGGAAGAGGGCUGUCGGAUGGACUGAACUACACCGCCAAUCCCAGAUUUGACGAGGCAGGGAGAUGGAGGAGACGGAAGGAGUGGCCUGUGGAGUUGCAAUGA